Molecule: messenger RNA, 2397 nt
Organism: Mus caroli (Ryukyu mouse)
Lineage: Eukaryota; Metazoa; Chordata; Mammalia; Rodentia; Muridae
Gene: Crlf3
Product: cytokine receptor like factor 3
Molecular function (GO): protein binding
Source: RefSeq, a predicted model, not a curated record
CGCUUCCGCUGCGCGAGGCCGCUCGGGGUCGCUCGCGGGAGCUCGGCGCAGUCGGGAAUCCGGCGGGCCGCGCGACCAGAUGAAGGGCGCGAUGGAGCCGGAGCCCGAGGUGCUGCUUCAGGAAGCCCGCGAGAACGUGGAGGCGGCGCAGAGCUAUCGGCGGGAGCUGGGCCAGCGGCUGCAGGGGCUGCGGGAGGCGCAGAGGCAGAUAAAGGAGAGUGCUUCACAGACAAGAGAUGUCCUCAAACAGCAUUUUAGUGAUUUAAAAGGAACCCUUGGGAAGCUAUUGGAUGAGCGAUUGGUGACCCUUUUGCAAGAGGUGGACACCAUUGAACAGGAGACCAUCAAACCACUAGAUGACUGCCAGAAGCUCAUAGAGCAUGGGGUCAACACUGCAGAUGACCUGGUCCGAGAAGGUGAGAUUGCCAUUCUUGGUGGUAUCGAAGAACAGAGUGAUAAAUUGUGGAACUUUACCAAAAAGGCCUCGCACAUUCAGCUGGACAGCUUACCAGAAGUGCCGUUGCUAGUUGAUGUACCCUGUUUGUCGGCUCAGUUGGACGAUUCCAUUCUUAACAUAGUGAAAGACCACAUUUUUAAGCAUGGAACAGUAGCUUCCCGCCCACCAGUACAGAUUGAAGAAUUAAUAGAGAAACCUGGAGGCAUCAUAGUGCGAUGGUGUAAGGUGGAUGAUGACUUCACAGCCCAAGAUUACAGGCUUCAGUUCCGAAAAUGUACUGCAAAUCAUUUUGAAGACGUGUAUGUAGGUUCUGAAACGGAAUUCAUAGUGUUGCACAUAGACCCCAAUGUGGAUUAUCAAUUCAGAGUCUGCGCCCGAGGAGACGGCAGGCAGGAAUGGAGUCCUUGGAGUGUUCCCCAGACAGGGCACUCCACACUGGUGCCUCAUGAGUGGACAACUGGCUUUGAGGGAUACAGUCUGAGCAGUCGAAGGAAUAUAGCCCUCCGGAAUGAUGCCGAGUCCUCGGGCGUUCUCUACUCCAGCGCUCCAACCUACUUCUGUGGGCAGACACUGACAUUCAGAGUUGAAACUGUGGGACAGCCAGACCGAAGAGACAGUAUAGGAGUAUGUGCAGAAAAGCAGAAUGGCUACGAAUCUCUGCAGAGGGACCAAGCUGUGUGUAUCAGCACGAAUGGUGCAGUCUUUGUCAAUGGAAAAGAAAUGACCAAUCAGUUGCCCGCAGUUACCUCUGGCUCCACUGUCACAUUUGAUAUCGAAGCUGUGACUCUAGGAACUUCUAACAGCCAUGAAGGUGGGAACGCCAAGCUCCGAGUGACCAUCAGCUCCAAUAACCGGGAGGUGGUGUUUGACUGGCUGCUCGAGCAGGCCUGUGGCCCUCUUUACUUUGGAUGCUCGUUUUUCUACCCCGGAUGGAAAGUGCUGGUAUUUUAGCAUUUGAAGGGCUUGGCUUUGAUGUGAGUGUUUGCUGUUUCUGUCCUCAGUUUAGUUGUCUCUGACUUUGAAAAGGUGAGCUUACCUCUCUGUCCACCGGAAAUGAAAAAUGUUUCUGGGUUCACCUUGUAAGGUUUCAGUAAGAAGUGAGCUGAGUGAUGUGGACAAAACCAUAGCUCAGUUUAUGUUUUUAAGUACAAAUAUCAAACUAGCUUUAAAAGUCUGCAUACUUGUUUCCACUGUUCUUCCUGAAGUUGGUUGUUAGAACAGAAAAUGUCACAUUAGUAAGUCUUAUCAAAAUUGAAAGCCAGAAGAAAACAACAGAAGACAACAAGAGGUUCCUCAGUGCUUGUCCAGUCCAGAGUGUUCGCCCCUCUCCACGCCCCCUCCGUGAGUGUCUGGGUCUGAGCCAGCAUCUGUGAUAGCCAGUGUUAGCAUCUUUUCUCUUUACUGGAGUGUGACACAGAGAGGGCAGAGGUCUGCAUUCCUCAAGGUGAAGCUUCUUUUGGAAGAACACAGCAGUGUAGCAGGUCACGUGUGCACAGCAGGCCCCAUGUGCAUCCUUCCUCAGCCGUGCACACGGGCUGUGUGCAGUGUUAUAUAGUCAAUGUAAUGGCAGGUUGAGAACUGGUCUUUUAGUGGACCAAAGAAAUAAAGGAUAAAUACUUGACCUAUUUUUUUUUAAACUUAAAUUUCUGUAAAAUAUUUAUUUGACUUACUUAAUAUGUAAAAAAUCGUGGUCUUGUUAUACCAGCAUACAGAUAAUUUUUAAUGUGAAUUUUUGUUUGUUUUUUAUCAAUAGUAAAAAAAAAAAGUGGAAAAGCAAGUGUGGUAUUUUUGUAAGAUAAUUUAUUUGGGGAUUCAUGUUCCCUUUGGACAAUCAUGACCUUUCUUCCCGUUUUAUGUAUAAGUAAGUGCCCUUUUCAUGUUAGAGGUUCUAGAGUGCCGUAUCCAGCCUUCUGAAACAAAAAUAAAAAAUGAAAAAUUAA